Molecule: messenger RNA, 624 nt
Organism: Penicillium brevicompactum
Lineage: Eukaryota; Fungi; Ascomycota; Eurotiomycetes; Eurotiales; Aspergillaceae
Exons: 2
Coding region: 1-624 (207 amino acids)
Source: RefSeq, a predicted model, not a curated record
AUGGGCUCCGCCGCUUCCAAGCCCGCAAAGUCGGCCGCUGGUGCAGCUGCCCGCCAAUAUCCCAAGCAAGCCGCACCUCCUCCCCGCACUGCACGCACAGCUCCCAAAGAAGCCAAGACGCCCACGCCUCCAGCACCCAAACCCAAAGCUAGCCCGCCUCCUCCUCCUCCUCGAGCCCCCGCUCCCCCAUCACAAGGCCCAACAUAUCACUCCAAAGAGAAGGCAUCAGGCGUCAAAUCAGACGCGAUUGACAUGGACGGUCGAGACCCCGACUUCGCCGCCUCCCUCCGCUCCAUCGGGCCCGUCGAUCCAUCCCCCACCUUCUCAAACUCAAGUACCUACAAGGGCCCGGCGCAGUCCAUCUUCCCCCAGUCCUCUAACCCGGCCUUGCUAGUCGUGACUGCUCGCCAGCGCCUUACGAAGGCCGCAGACGAAGAGGCUGAGCAGUUUGGUCGCGCUGGUCAUUCUGGCCGAACCUUCUUGGAUGCCUUGACUAUUCAGCAGGUGCUGACCAUGCGCGACAAGCAGAAGCAGCGUCCUCGUGAGAUCGAGCGCUUUUUGGGCCUGAGGAAGGGAAUUUUGGAUCGUCUAGGGAAGGACGAGAUUGUUUCGCGCAUUACUUGA